AUGUCAUCCGAUUCUUCGAGCUCUUCAUCCGAUAGUGUUCUUGACGAUAUGGUUAUCGCAAUUACGCAGGAGGCAAUUAAUUAUUUGCGAGAAGAAGCCCAAUUCUCUACAUCGCGUACCAGACAACCGGCUCUUGAACGAGAUCGGUUAGGUGCUCAUGAAUGUCUAGUGCAAGAUUAUUUUUGUGAAAAUCCGUUGUACGAUGAUGGUCAGUUUAAGCGUAGGUUUCGUAUGAGUCGUCGUAUUUUUAUUAAAAUUUCUAAUGAUCUUGCGGGCGAAUUCCCUUUUUUCAUACAAAGAGAAAGUGCUAGUCACAAAGUUGGUUUCUCUGGAAUACAAAAGUGUAUAACAACAAUUAGGCAACUAGCGUACGACACAGAGAGUGAUGCGUGGGAUGAAUAUUUAAGGAUGUCAUCAAGAAUGUGUCGUGAUUCUCUUGAAAAUUCUGUGAAGGCGGCAUAUCCAACCGCUUGGAAAGGGCAACACCAUCGUAGUGACCACGAUGGUCCUACCCUAAUAUUACAAGCGGUCGCUUCUCAAGAUUUAUGGAUUUGGCAAGCGUACUUUGGCAUGGCCGAUGCGAACAAUAACAUCGCAGUUUUAGUGUCCUCGAAUCUUUUCGACGAUGUCGUAGACGGUGUUGCACCAGAUACUUCAUUCUAUGCAAACGACGUGGAGUAUAAGUAUGGGUACCAUCUCACAGACGGUAUUUAUCCCGAGUGGGCGACGUUGGUAAAAACUCUUUCGUGUCCAGAUGAUGAAAAAAAAUUGCAUUUCAAGAAAAAACAAGAGUCAACAAGAAAAGAUAUCGAGCGGGCUUUCGGUGUGUUAAAAAGAGAUGGUCUAUCAUCGUCUAGCCAUCGAGGAUACUUGAAAAUAAAAUGA
Molecule: messenger RNA, 885 nt
Organism: Helianthus annuus (common sunflower)
Lineage: Eukaryota; Viridiplantae; Streptophyta; Magnoliopsida; Asterales; Asteraceae
Exons: 2
Coding region: 1-885 (294 amino acids)
Source: RefSeq, a predicted model, not a curated record